Harmonia axyridis is the source of this 1500-nucleotide messenger RNA. Its product is annotated as structure-specific endonuclease subunit slx1. Gene Ontology annotation, molecular function: 5'-flap endonuclease activity; crossover junction DNA endonuclease activity. The transcript is spliced from 4 exons. Gene Ontology annotation, biological process: double-strand break repair via homologous recombination. Gene Ontology annotation, cellular component: Slx1-Slx4 complex. NCBI's taxonomy places the organism in Eukaryota, Metazoa, Arthropoda, Insecta, Coleoptera, Coccinellidae. The record is from RefSeq and is a predicted model, not a curated record. Bases 164 to 973 code for a protein of 269 amino acids.
UCCAAACAAUCAUAUUCUAUUGCUUCUCCUGUUUGAAAAGCGAAAAUCACCAGUUUUAUUUGAAUUUAUGUGAUACCCUUUCUUUAUUAUUUUUAGAUGAAGUUGCGGUUGCUAUAAUUUUUCCUUAAAAACGUCGUUUGUUAAUUUGAGAUAAAUUUUCGUUAUGGCUACCGAAGAUUACACUCAUAAUAUCGAAAAUUUUUUUGGUGUAUAUCUUUUAUAUUGUAUGAACGAAAAUUUCAAAGGUAGAGUUUAUAUAGGCUACACCAAAGAUCCUAAUAGAAGAAUAAAACAGCAUAAUAAAGGAAAAAAGGCUGGAGGAGCUUGGAAAACAAGUAACAAAGGACCAUGGGAGAUGGUCCUGACUAUACACGGUUUUCCCAAUGAUAUCUCUGCAUUGAGGUUUGAAUGGGCUUGGCAGCAUCCGCAGUCUUCCCGUAGGUUGAAACAUGUACCCAAGAAGAAAAAUAAUAUCAAAAAAUAUGAUUAUUGCAUACAAGUUUUAUCAGAAAUGCUGUCUGUAGGACCAUGGAAUAGGUUACCUUUAGUAAUUAGAUGGCUAAAUCAAGAUUUCAUGAGAGAUCUUUCGGAUUAUAGAACUCCUCCGAUGCACAUGGCCAUUUGUUAUGGCCCCGUUAUAAGUAAAAAAAAAGGGAAAAAUGUAGAAGAUGAAGAGGAAUCGUCCUCAUGGAGUAAUCCUAUAAAUAUCUGUGAUAUAUGUUGCAAACCAUCUGAGGAUAAGUUAAUGAGUUGUUUAGAUAAUAGCUGUAAUUUUAGGAGUCAUUUAAUUUGUCUAUCUAAUUCAUUUUUGGAAGUGGGAGAAUAUGUUCCUAUUGAGGGAAAAUGUCCUAAAUGUCGCAUCGAUUGUUUGUGGGGAGAUUUAGUGAAGAAAUAUAAAGGUUUUUACAGAAAUCUCGACGUUAGGAUUAAUUGUGAAAAUGGAAAUGAUUUUUUUUCUUCAGAUUCUGAGUGAUUUUGUCCAAUGUUUUUCAUUUUAUCUUGAUUUAACGAUAGUUUUUCAUUUUAUUUAUUUUAAAAUCAAACUGCCUAGUGUCAUCUUUUAUAAGGCUUAAUGCUUUAUAAUGAAAGCUUGGAAAAAAGGUUUUUAUGAAAACAUGCAAGAAUUGCUCAAAUGGCAAUUUAUGGCAUAUUGCUUUUUAAUCUGUUAUUUCAAACAUCAUCAAUAAAACUUUUAAUUCAAAAAUAAUUAAAAAAAAUAUUUUUAAUUCGAAAACUAGACUCAACACUAUUGUGUCACUGCCUAUAUUGGAAUUUUUCAAAUACUAUGUCCGACUUGAAUUUGUACAUUUCGAAUUUUUGGAUUGAUUAUUUUAUUCUUCAUUUUUAUAUUAUUGGAUGAUGAAUUUUUACUUAAUUGUAUAAAACUUUUGAAAACAAAUUGUUUGUCUGAUAAUUGUGUUUAUAUUUUACAUUGUCUGAACGUAAGUAUACAGUGGAAGUUACAAUAAUAAAAUAUAUUUUGUAAUUAUUUUACCAUAC